Molecule: messenger RNA, 771 nt
Organism: Apiotrichum porosum
Lineage: Eukaryota; Fungi; Basidiomycota; Tremellomycetes; Trichosporonales; Trichosporonaceae
Gene: BMH1
Product: 14-3-3 protein
Exons: 5
Coding region: 1-771 (256 amino acids)
Biological process (GO): signal transduction
Cellular component (GO): cytoplasm
Source: RefSeq, a predicted model, not a curated record
AUGACUGCUAGCCGUGAAGACUCUGUCUACCUCGCCAAGCUCGCCGAGCAGGCUGAGCGUUACGAGGAGAUGGUCGAGAACAUGAAGGCCGUUGCCUCGUCCGACAAGGAGCUCACCGUCGAGGAGCGCAACCUCCUCUCGGUCGCUUACAAGAACGUUAUCGGUGCCCGCCGCGCUUCGUGGCGCAUCGUCUCCUCCAUCGAGCAGAAGGAGGAGUCCAAGGGUAACGAGGCCCAGGUCGCCAUGAUCAAGAGCUACCGGGAGAAGAUUGAGGCCGAGCUCGCCAAGAUCUGCAAGGACAUUCUCGAGGUCCUCGAGCACCACCUCAUCCCCUCGGCCGCCUCGGGCGAGUCGAAGGUCUUCUACCACAAGAUGAUGGGUGACUACCACCGCUACCUCGCCGAGUUCGCUACCGGCGACAAGAGGAAGGACUCCGCCGACAAGUCGCUCGAGGCCUACAAGGCUGCCUCGGACGUCGCUGUCACCGAGCUCCCCCCUACUCACCCCAUCCGUCUCGGUCUCGCGCUCAACUUCUCCGUCUUCUACUACGAGAUCCUCAACAGCCCAGACCGUGCUUGCCACCUCGCCAAGCAGGCCUUUGACGACGCCAUCGCUGAGCUCGACACCCUGUCGGAGGAGUCCUACAAGGACUCGACCCUCAUCAUGCAGCUCCUCCGUGACAACCUUACCCUCUGGACCUCGGACAUGCAGGACAACACUGAGGACGCCAAGAAGGACGAGGAGGCCAAGGAGGAGGCCCCUGCCGCUUAA